CUCAGAUGAACCUUUCAAGCAGAGACAUGUUCAAGAAACACUUUUUCAGGUUCCAGGAAGGUUAAAGAAAGUACUCAUGCAUGAGAUUUGGACUGAGUAACAAAUUUGAAGCAGAAUUUCCUUCAUCUUUAACUGGAAAGGUUGCACCAGAAGAAUUUAAAGCCAGCAUCAGUAGAGUUAACAGCUGUCUUAAGAAGAACCUUCCAGUUAAUGUGCGAUGGCUACUUUGUGGAUGCCUUUGCUGCUGCUGCACUUUAGGUUGUAGUAUGUGGCCAGUUAUCUGCCUCAGUAAAAGAACACGAAGAUCGAUUGAGAAGUUAUUAGAAUGGGAAAACAAUAGGUUAUACCACAAGCUGUGCUUGCAUUGGAGACUAAGCAAAAGGAAAUGUGAAACGAAUAACAUGAUGGAAUAUGUCAUCCUUAUAGAAUUUUUACCAAAGACACCGAUUUUUCGACCAGAUUAGCGUUUGCUUUAUUUAAAGAGACUUAUCCAAGUACGUUGUCUUUCCAAUGGUGCCUUGCUUGGUGCUCUCCUGGUGGUGACAUAGCGUUGGUUCUACAGAAUCUUGUGGUGUUUUCAUUCUUUUUCAUUUGUGUUUUUUUGUUUUGUUUUUUUGUUUUUAAAAAGAGCAUGUUAUAAGUGCGUUUGGUCAAACUUUGCAAAAGUCAUUUCAUGCAAAUGUUAACUACUACUUAAGUUAUUACUUUUACUUCUUUUGUUUGUUAAUGUAUCUUGAUUUUCACAGUCUUUUAUAUGUGUGCGCGCGUGUGUGUGUACAUAUAUAUAUUACUAUAAAUACACAGCUGAAAAUGGUCUACAAGUGAGCAGGUAUUUUUUUUACCCCCUAAUGACACAACUGAUUAAUUGUACAUUGUAUAAGUCCUUUUAAUUAUUAAUUUAUGUUUUGAAGUAACUUCUAUGAUCUACCUAAAUUUUUGUCAGUGACUUGUCAGCUGUAAAUAUUUUUAUUUCUUUUUGGGAUAUUGGCUAGCCUCUUCCAUCAAGAGGAUGAGAGAAAGUUCUUUUUGAAGCUAUGCUUUUUGGAACCCAAAUGUCAUUGCAUUAGUAGAAAUCUCUGUGCUUUUCAUGAAGAAAUCCUAUCAGCUGGUUCUGAAAAAGUUCUAACUUAAAGGUAAAUAAAUGGAAAAUAGAAUUAUUUUACUCAGACUAGAAGAAUCACAGAGAGAAGAACUGCAUGCAUCUGAUUAGUAGAGCUCAGGAUCACAAAAAUAUAUUAGUAUUGCAGAUUAUAGUGUAGCUAUUUUAAUUCAGGCUAAUGCCCUGUAUCAGCUUUAUUCUUACUGUUUACCAAAUCCUGUACACGGGGUGCAGAAGUACUUGUUUCAGUGAAUUUAUUGUCCGAGAGGAUCUUUCAGGGGUUUUUUUGUUUUGUUUUGUUCUUUUUUAAAGCCACAUAAGCCGAAAAAAGUUGUUAGGGAAAUCUUGAACGAUACAGUUCCAGACGCAAAUGGAGGUGCCAUGUAUCAAAAGUAAUCAAAGCAGGGUACGCUGGACAGCAGUGUAAAUUUGAACGUGUUGGAUAAAUAUUUAUUGCACCCUUUCUUCAGCUCAUUUUGGUUUACAAAGCUUAUUUUCUGCACAGGAAUAAACAUUUUUUUAAACGGGAUAUAUGAUAUAUACUUGGGUCAGGCCAGUUGUAUAUUAUUUCUUCUACUUUUAUCUUAGUUGUACAGAUCUUCACACAUUAUAGUUUCUUUAAUUGCUACUCAGUCAUAUUUUUAAGUUUGCUUUAUGUCUCUGAAAUUACUGUACAUGAACAGUAGUGUAAGCUAUGAAUAUGUUCCUUAUACAGUUGUGGUAGCAAGCAAUAAUGUGAAUAUAUGAAAAACAGAUACUCUGCUUAAUAUUUGUAUGAAUGAAAAGUUGAUACCACUACAAGAAUAACCUUCUCUUUUUAAUCUUUUAAAUACAAGUUUUAUUUCAAGGUAAUAUAUUACAGGUACCUUGAUGCUGUGAACUAUUUUUCUAUGUCUUCAAAAUAUUUAUUCUAUGUAAAAUCUUCUCUAGUGAGUAUCAUAUUCCUAAAUGUUUGAUAGUAGGAGCAGUCUAGAAAGUUUUAAGUUUUCUUAAUCUAAACCCUCUGUAUCUAUUCCCCAAAGUCAUUCUUUGCUCAGUUUUUUUCUGUGGGUUCCUGAUGUUUACUUUGAAAAUAGCUCAGCUAUACUUUUUGUACAAGCGUACAAUUGUGUUUCUUUGACUUGACUGAAUAUGUUUUUUCGUUUACCAGUAUCAGUUUUGGACUCAGUCUCCUGAGUCUCACAACAGUUUCUUCCCUGGAAUAACUGGUUAUAAUUUUUUUUUAAUUAAUUUCAGCCUCUUCUUUAGUACAAAUCUGUAUCUGCAGCACUUCUCCUUUCUCCCAGAAGUUAUAAUCUUUGGCUAAUUUCAGCCUGUGAAGUGAGCCAGAAGGCUAAAUUUGAUGGCAGCUGAGGUGAUGCAGGUUGGAGGCACAGGGAAGAGGUUGAAACUGAACAGAAAUAUUAACUGGUAAUAAUGUUGAUGAUCAGAGAUAAAUGUUGAUUUCUUUAAGUGCCAGUUUUCAAUAAAGUAAGUAUUGAAGCACACUAAGCCUAGGUUUUAUUAUCAAAAUUCACAGUUGACUAUAUAGAUAGCUGUUUCAUGGAUGCAUUUUUCCACUGACAGUUUAUUAGUGUGGAGGGAUAUCUCAGAUAUGGCUUGUAUGUACAUAGCAGCACUGAGUUUAGCUACAGUAUUUAGCUAUGUAUGUACAUAGCAGCACUGAGCUAAUCACCUUAGCUUAUUAGCCAAGCUUGCCAGGCUAAGUUUUGUGACAUUACAACUUCCUCGCCAGCAGUACUCAAACCUAUCAACUUUAAAGCUAAUUUGAGUGUGAGUGGUGAAUAGAGUAUGGCUUAAAGAUUUGCAGGGUGUAUUUCUUUAGUGAAACUUCCACAUAAUACUAGUGCUGUUUAAGAUCUUGCCUACUUCAGGUGCAUCUACUGUCAUCCACUUGAGUUAGCAGCCAUAUCAGUAUUUUAACUAUGACUUACUCUCUAAGAAUUCUGUUAUAGGUGGCAAAAGUAGAGCUUUGAGCAAAUGAAAUGUUAAAUCCCUUAGUAAGGAGGCCAGCCUAAUUGCCUCUUAAUGCAUUACUGAUAUUUUAGUGCAACAGGAAACAGUGUCUCUGACUUAAAAUAAUACUAAGAAACUUGGGAAAUUGGAUUUAUAUAUAGAUGAAUUUUGCUCACCAAAAAUGCUACUUUCCUGACGAGGUAGUACACUCACAUUGUAUGAAUGUUAUACAAUGUUUUUACACAAAAACUUUCUACUUAUAAUUAAAAAGAUCGAAAUUGAAUGUAGCAAAAACUUUAAAUCAUCUAUUUAAUACUUGCAGCAGCCAGUGGGAUUUUUUCUUUGAUGUUUUUUCAGAAAUGUCUAAAUCUGAUUAUUUUAUGUGCUAGUAAGAAGACAUAUCUUAACUUUUUUGUUUUGCCCAGUUGACAAAGUAAAAAGUUGCAAUAGUUCAAGCAGGCCAGAAGCUAUAUUAGGACUUCCAGGAGGUAGGCUAUUCUUUGCUAAUUGUAUUGGCCUAAUCUAUUCAGCUCCUCAGCAAUUCCUGCAAAUCUAUUCCCAUUUUUCUUGAAUAGUGAAAGUUAGAUAGUGAUACUCUGAUAAAGCUAAUUAUUGUGUGUGGAUACAGUGGCCUUUAACUGGUCAGUCAGGAUUUGUUUCUUACUGUAAUAUAAGCAAAUAAAAUUAUUUUUAAUCUUCUAAUGAUAGGUAGAAAUAAGUCCUUGAGAGAGAAAGGCUUUCUGUCUGACUGUACAUGAAAAGUUCUGUAGAGUUUAUCUGUUGUUGAAUAGCUGUGGUUUGACAUUUACACUGCGAUUAGCAAAUUUCACCAGGGAUUAAAAUGUUUAUGGAGAAUAGGUUACAUGAAAUCAGUAAAAGUUUUGUAACAGCUUGGUAAGAGUCAUUUUAAUAAACUAUAUAUAAGAGCAAAACCAAAAAUGUCCAUGGGCAAUCAAAAAUUUCCCAUGAUACUCAAACCAUGUACAGUAGAGUCUAAGAACUUUUUACAGUAGUUGGAUUGUAAAUCAUCAUCUGUAAAUAUAAUUUAACAAAUUAAUUUACUUUUUUGUAAAUCUCAAGACCAUGGUGUUUAUUUGUAAUACUCCAACUCUGAGGUAUAUGUUUAGGUAAGAGUCUGUAAAGUCAUUCUUUCACCGUCAGGGUUACAGGGGAGACCGUUAAAAUACAGUCAGUAACUGCUCAGAAACCAGAAGGGAAAGAAACAGAACCUGUAUUUAUUCCCCUUUUUCCCCCCUAGAGUCUUAAUUUUAAAUUGAUCCUGCUGUUUUGGGAGCCCUAGCUUUCGGUUUCUGAGCAGCUGGCAGUAAUGCAAAUUGUUCACCGAAAAAACCCAUUUAAAUUCUGAACAGUUUAAAGAGAUCACUUAAAUUGAAGAGGAAAAAGACUUUUUAAGCAAAGAUAAUCCUUGUUUCUUUCAAGUUCUCCAAGCACUGCUGUUGAGUAAUUAAAAGAAGGAUCAUGAUGACCCCACAUUAGGUCAAAAUCCAGAUGAUUUUAUGGAAAGGAAAUGCUCAAUUAGAGAGGUCUCAGAGACCCAAAUGUCUUGGAUUCACAGUUACGACUUAAGGGAUAAGUAAUGCUAGCUAGUUUUGUAUUUGUGACUAUAAUCAUUUAUGCUGUUUGUCUGCAAUCUUGCUUAUGCAAAGAAAGCUUUUUAAAAAGAAGAUCUAUAUUCACUACCACUAAUUUGCUCAAAUUUCUGUGAUUCUUCUCCCUAAAGACACAUUGCAUUUCCAUCCCUAACCGCAAAAUGUGUGAUGGUUAUAAUGCCUUUAAUAGCCAUACGUUAGGUAGAAGUAUUAAUUUCUCAGGGACUAGUAGGAAAUAUGAAAAUUGAGUUAAUGAGCUGAAUGCCUAUCUGCCAUGAAAGCUUAUUUUGCAAACUGCAUCCUAGAAAGCUUCUGAUUGUAAUAUGCAUGGCCAUUUUGAAUGUUAUCAAUAUAUAGGUAUGAGA
Struthio camelus australis is the source of this 5030-nucleotide messenger RNA. Lineage: Eukaryota; Metazoa; Chordata; Aves; Struthioniformes; Struthionidae. The record is from RefSeq and is a predicted model, not a curated record.